Nylanderia fulva is the source of this 3255-nucleotide messenger RNA. RefSeq names its product calcium-permeable channel component Mid1 (gene Mid1). Gene Ontology annotation, molecular function: stretch-activated, monoatomic cation-selective, calcium channel activity. The record is from RefSeq and is a predicted model, not a curated record. Lineage: Eukaryota; Metazoa; Arthropoda; Insecta; Hymenoptera; Formicidae. Gene Ontology annotation, cellular component: plasma membrane. Gene Ontology annotation, biological process: calcium ion import across plasma membrane.
CCCAUGCGGCUCGAUCCGUUCGGACUCACCACGGGACCACCCACGUCGAGGAGGAGGAGGUGGAACGAGAAGAAGAAGAAGAAGAAGAAGACGUUCGUCGAGGGCGCACGGUUCGUUCGCGAUAACGAGGAAGCCACUGCCUUUCGCGUCCCUCGCAAUUCCGCUUCGCGCGGCGUGGUGCGCGCGCGCACGCGCGAUCGCCACGAGGAUCACGAGGUGGACGAGAAUGAUUACGUCGGCGUCGGCGUCCGGGCCCCGAGUUGUUCCGCUCGAAGAGCCAGAGGAAGGCCACGGGAGGACGUGCUUGCUUACACUGCCUAUAUCGAUGACAGAGACGACGACGACGACGACGACGACGACGACGACGACGGCGACGCGCGUGUUAGUGUUCCGGGUAACGAACAAGGACCCAGAGACGCGAGAGAGGACUACGCGAAGGUGGAUGCGAUUAAUCGUGGUGUGCCUAAGUGUGCAUCCUCGUUGGAUCGUCGUUACGGUUACGCGCACCCGACAGUGGACGGGCACGAACGAGGAAAGGGAAGAGGAUGUAGCGAUAACACUGCCUGGUUCCAAAAGCCAAUUACUAGGAGGAGGAGAGACGCCGAGAGAAGAAUAGGGGAGAAGCCGCGUACGCGCGCGAGUUAUUACAAGUUGCUGCUAUUUAUGCUAUACCUUCUGACGUGGCCCCUGCUGUGCUCGACCAGUCCCUCGGGUCACUUUACCUCGACCUUCACGCAGAAUCCGACCCUCGCGCGCAACAAGAACCUCGCGCAGCGAGGGCACGCCUCGCCGCUGGAGACAUCGUAUUUGUCGUCGUCGUCGUCGUCGUCGUCGUCGUCGUCGUCGACGGUGAUCGUGCAACAUCAGCAUCAGCAACGGUACGUUCAGGGUGGCGAUUACAAAACCGAUAGCGAGCGUCAUCGUCAUCGCCAACAGCAGCAGCAGCAGCAGCAGCAGGAGCAAGUGCGACAAUUACAACGGAAACAAAAGCGAGAGCAACAGUCGCAACAGAUUUCUGAGAAGUUAGUCUACACCUGGGAGUUGAACCAGUUGAAUCCUUGGCUGUCGGCCUGCGACUUGGCGGGACCAGCGCCGGCCGAUCUUCAGGGUAGCUGCGGUCCACCGGAAGUGCCCAAGUACUGUCCCAUGCUGUGUUCGGACGAGACGACGACGACGACGACGACGACGACGACGACGACGACGACGACGACGAAAACAAGGGUCGGCGAGGAGAAGAAGGAGGAGGGCGUACGGACUGCCCGGGAACAGUGCCUUUUUUAUCUCGAGGAGUCGCACAAGGGGAAGAUCUGUGACGAUCCAAAAUUGUCCCUCGAGAAACGAUAUCUGGACUUGAAGAAGCUGCGUCUGCGGCACUGCUGCGAACAAGCGGUGUUCAACGCCCUGGCACCGGGCGAGAACGGCCCGCUCAUGGACGUGCUGAACGGCAGCGAGAAGUGCGCCGAUGCCCUGGACAAGCUGUUGAUCGUCGAUCAACUGGCCGCGAGGCUGCAUUGCGAGUUCGAGGAGGUCCUGGCGCGCUACGAUUGCGCCCAGCCGUACUCCGUCAUCCACAACUGCACCGAUUGCAAGGAGGCGUAUAGGAAAUGGGUGUGCAGCUCCCUGGUGCCUUACUUUGCUCACGAGGAACCAGUGAAAACCUCGAGGGGCAGCCGGACCGGCACCAGAUUAAGGCCCUGCCGAUCCUUCUGCCAAACCGUGGAGCAACGUUGCCCCUAUUUACUUCGCGAUCGUGCCCCUGCGUACCCCACGCAAUACGCCGGCGAACCCACUUUUCUUUGCAGAGACCCGAACAUCCCCGAAACCGGCGAGCAGGCCGCGAGGGCGUUGCACAACAUCGAUGAUAGCGAGUGCUGCUUCCACGUGUGCGCCAAGGACGAGCCAGACUCGGGUAUCUGCACCAGCUGCAAAGAGUCGUGGAAACAUGGCAGGUUAGAGGACCCCUGGACGGCUCCCCAGUGCGAAACUGCCGUCCUUCAGUCUGGUCCUACAGGUCAGUAUCCGGGCUCGGAAGCGUCCACGGAACGCGGGCUCGCCGACGACGGGCAGGAAACGAGCAGCGCGUCUUCCAGCACCCCGGCGUCAACGUCGUCGAGCAGCACCGAGCAGCAGGAGACGUUGUUCUGCGGCAGCGGCCGCAUCGGCUCGAUCCCAAGCGCGUCCUCGCCCGGCCGCUCGAGUCCGCCGAUCGUUCUCCAGCUCCUCUGGCUCUACUCGAUCUUAAUUUCUCUUCCCGCGAACGCGCUGCAAUACAACCUCCUCGCGUCCACUCUCUGGUGCCCGGUCGGCCUUUUUCGGCUGAUCGGGCUGCCGGGCGCGCACGUCCUGCGAAGGACUCUGAACGAUCUUCGCGUUUCCGCCUUCGGUUCACGCUCGGCCGGGGCGUUCUACCGGCACGCUUCUGUCGCGCGAUGCCUCCUGUUCAUCCUCUGGAUGCCCAGACGGACGGUGACCAAGUGCCGUCGUCGCGGAUGGUGGUGGUGGAGGUCCUGGAGGAGAUCCAGCAGCCGGCACUUUCGCUGGAAACUUGCCCGUCGCGACGGCGUCGCGUCCUGGCGAUCCAUCCUUCUCUUCGUGCUGUUCCUCAGGUUCGCGGCCAAGUGUCGGUGCUGCUUGCUGGGACGGGACAUCCCGGGAUCGUUUCUCCUCGUCCGGGAGCAACGUCGUCGAGGACGUCGGCGAGGAAGAGCGCCCAGCGGAGUUCUCGCCAGGACGACAUCCAGGAAGGACCCGCCAUAGGGACGGGCCAGCUUUACUUUCCUGGAUCACGCAGGAUCGUACGGGUUUUUUUCUAUUCUUCGGGAUCUCUGCCCUUCGCGGAGCAUGCCCUUCCCCGGUACUCCGAGAGAGAAGUACACAGGGUUCGAUCGAAGCGAGACUCGAUCGAGGACGGACCGAUAUAUGUAAAAAGAAGACAAUUAAUAAAACGGAUUACACGCCGUGUCGAGACAGAGCGCAAACGCGAGAAGACACGGAGGAUUUUAGAGAUUUAGAUGUUCUCUAAAGGAUGGUGCACGGGUAGAAAAAGAACACCAAGACCGCGCGCGAGGAUAGCCGAAGAAGAGGGUAGGAUUAAGAAGGGACGAAGCGCAGAUUCGAGCGAGAGGGAGAACAACAAAGAACAACUACAACAUCAACCACAAAAACAACAAGAACAACCGAGAACGAAGGAAACGUAACGUCUAGCGCUAAUAAUAAUGAUAAUAAUACAAUAAUAAUGAAUAAAACAAAAUAAAA